GCUGCUUUUUUUUUCCCCAGAUGAAAUCAGUGACUUGUCAAGCGCAUACUCUCUUCUACGUGUUUCACUUCUUGAAUACACCUGGCGUACACAGUAAAAUCUCGAGAGUCAAGCCAAUCGCUCAACAAUAUGUCACAUCUCCGUUACUACGCCUAUGAAGGGUUUGGUCAACGGAACUUGGAGAGGUUUAGUUACAAUCAAGCCGUGCGUGUCGGCGACAAGAUUGAGUGUUCUGGCCAAGGCGGAUGCGACCCCAAGACGGGUGAGUUCUACAAAGAGAUCAACGCGCAGAUCGACCAAGCGUUUGCCAACGUCGAUCUGAACUUGAAAGACGCCGGCGGCAAGGGUUGGGAGCAGGUUUACAGGGUCAACUCAUACCAUGUGCCGAUCAACAAUGAAGCUCUAGGCGCCAUGGUUAGGAACUUCAACAAGUGGAUGCCUAACCACAAGCCUAUCUGGACAUGUGUGGGGGUCACUAGACUAGCCGAAGACGACAUGCGCGUGGAAAUCGAGGUUGUUGCUCAUGACCCAGAGGGUGCUGCCAAAGCUUGAAUACGGAGCUGAAACAUACUAUCGAAGUAGUGUAGUACUUGGUGUGAUGGGAAGGGUUCACGAGAGGGUGCGCGCCAUCAUGUCUGUGAUUUCUAGAAUUGUCAAAUCUCAAUUAUUGUAUA
Molecule: messenger RNA, 674 nt
Organism: Colletotrichum navitas
Lineage: Eukaryota; Fungi; Ascomycota; Sordariomycetes; Glomerellales; Glomerellaceae
Product: endoribonuclease L-PSP
Exons: 2
Coding region: 130-552 (140 amino acids)
Cellular component (GO): cytosol; mitochondrion
Molecular function (GO): deaminase activity
Source: RefSeq, a predicted model, not a curated record